GAACGUUCAGAAAUAAGUCGGGAAUUGUUCAUUGUGCUCAGUCACAAAAAAUCAGUUCUAAAAAUUGAACUAAAUUUCAAAUUUAUUUAUUGUUUUGGAAAAUAAUACUUUUCUCAUUUUUUUCGAAUUAAAAUUUCUAGUUCAAAAUGUGUUUGAUUUGCAAUUGUGGGUCUUUCGAUUGUUAUCCUGAUAGAAUAUGGUGCAUUUUCUUUGGAGCAUGGAACUUAGCCAUUGGUUUACUUAUAUUAAUAUCAAUAAUCUUCAGUUUAAGCAAUGAAUUGAAAAAACCUGUAAUACAAGGUAAAAGCUAUAUUGAUAGCAGGGAUACUAAAAAGGGUAGAAGCACUUCCCUAGUUAUCGCGAAUAUUAUAAGUCUUUUAAUUGCCAUAUUGCACAUGCUCUCUGGGAUAUUCAUACUUUUGGGAUUGUUCUUGCCAUCAAAAACUUGGUUUCGUAUAGGGAAAUCUAUAAGCCAUAUUCUGCCAUGGGCUUCCGUUUUGACGAUAAUAUUGCCAAUUGUGCAUCUCAUAUGUUUAUUCAGGGUGUGCAGGUAUUACAAAGGGAUGUGAUGCAAUUUUGGAAGUGCGCGUGUGCGAAUUUAUUUUAUUUUUCCCUGCCCACCGUCUUAGUUCCGACAUAAGAAACGGAAUCGUUCACGUCGCCCUUACAAAAGUCGAUCUCAUGUAGAUCUGUUGAUCUAAUAAACUAAAAAUUCAAUAUUGUUCGUUGCUUCAAGAAUGAGCCGUUCAUUCUUGAUUGGAUUCCAUUCAACAGGUGAGGUCUGAUCUACGUUUGCAUGGGCCAUCAAUCAGGUCAUCAAUUGAUGCGAUUAUCAUCAUAAGAAUUGGAGUUGUCGUAAACGCAAAUCGGUAUUAAGGACAAACCGACAUACCCAUUAACCCGGACACGGCUCGUCGCCUGCCCAUUCCGGCGACAUCCACAAGGAUAACUUCGGGGCAACUUGAACAAAUGCAAAUAUCAUAAUUUCUAACGUCAUGUCUGCAACGUCGUAACCGGAACGGCAAUCAGUCAGUUCGGGGCAGGGGCUGGUUUUGGGGAUAGGCCACAAAAUGUCUCGGGCAUUAAGGCAUUCUCGUCAUCAUUGGGGGGCGGGGAAAUGAAAUUGUUUUGCCACGCCACCGCGAAGGUUGCUGCCACAGUCAAAAUGAGGCAGGAGCACGCAAGACCCGACUCGACCUGCUCCGACAUCAGACUUAUUUAUUUACUCUAAAAACCAUACAAGAAAAUUAAUGGCAAUUUGCUUGGUUUCAUAAAUAUGUCGAAAUGAAUGUUCUUAACAAGUGAAUGCCGUGGCAGAAGCAAAGACAGAGACAGUGGCAGACAGUAGCUCAGGGAUAGAGCCCUUCCAAAAUCUGUUUCGUCUAGCCCCAUUCUCUGCCACCCCCCACACACACCCCCCCCUCCCUGCUGCAUAUUGAUUGCCCAGGUCGAGGCUUCGGCUUUGUGGCCCCGCUCUUAUCAGCUUGCUUCUAAUUGGAUUUGUUCGGGCAGCCGCCCCCUUUUAAAACUCAUUUGGCGUUUUGCUGCACGACUCCGACUGUGCGUGACUUUGUCUCGAACUGGUUAAAGCUAUCCGCGGAUCGGGCUUUAAUUUCAAUCAAGUGCAAUUAAUUAAUCCGUUCGCUGCUCCGACCCUCUUGCCCCUAGAGCACGGGUUUCCUGAGAUAUUAAUAAUGUAACUUUAUUGAAGUUUAUUGCGGGUUGUCAGCGCAUGCAAACUAACAUACAGACCAAAGAAGAGCCCAAGGGCUGCCAUAACUAUCAGCAACAGGGGAAAGGUGGUGGAGCAGGAGGAGCCGUAGGAGUCGGGCCAUAGACAAGCCACAGGCCAAGUAAAUAUGAGGCGAAGGUGAAACAACUCAGUUUGCCAGCAACGAGUGCUUCGAACGGACGUCCGCCGGAUAGGACCGGCGAGCUGAACCGAGUACUACCUUUAAAGUCUGCGACUGGGUCUCGCGUUCAAGGAGUUACAAUUGAUCCAUCAGGAUCACACGUAACCUACCAGAAUGCCGCGGAAGAAGCAGAAGGUGGACACUAUCGAGGAGAUCGAGACCACCAUAAAGCUGCUCUGUGAUCAGUCCAAUAACCACAUGAAAGUUCGCGAAUAUGAUAAGGCUUUGUUCGGCUACAAUCAGGCUCUGGAGCUGAACAGCACGGACAUCAAUGCCUUGAUAUCGCGCAGUAAGUGCUAUCUGCUGCUGGGCGAAGCCUCCAAGGCACUGCAGGACGCGGAGACAGCCCUCGGAGAGGAGAAGAACAAUAUACGAGCCAUCUACCAAAAGGCGGAGUCGCUCUACUAUUUGGGCCAGUUCGAGCAGAGCCUCAUGUUCUUCCACCGCGGACUACGCGCUCGCCCCGAGCUGGCAUCCUUCCGACUGGGCGUGCAAAAGACCCAAGAAGCCAUCGAGAACACCAUCGGCACCAAGCCGCGUGCACCUCCGUCCGCCCCAAAGAGCGGCAAGUCGCGCAAGUCCGACGACAACAUGUCAAAGUCGCAGAUGCUUAACAGUCCCCGUCCGCAGACGACGCGUCAGAAGCCCACUAAGGCGGACCUGGAGCGCCGCAAUGCUCGGAAGCUCCUGGGAGAGCUAUGCGUGGACAAAGAGUAUCUGGAGAAGCUGUUGCUACAUCCGGACCUGGUACGCGCCGACACCAACACGGAGAACAUAUCCACGUUUGCCAAGGAGGCGGUCGAGUUCCUCCACAAACGACAAGAGUUCUGGCGACAGCAGCGGCAAUGCACGGCUCUUCCCAACCACAAGAACCUGCCCAACGAUGCGAUGCCCAAGUGGUUCUAAUUGGACCGACAGGAAUGGCCAGUGGUGUGUUAAGUUUUUGUUUCCAUUUGCGUUGUGUUUGAUUCGUGGACUGCAAUAAACCGGAGCAAGAUGUAGAUUAUA
Drosophila pseudoobscura is the source of this 2921-nucleotide messenger RNA. RefSeq names its product tetratricopeptide repeat protein 25. Gene Ontology annotation, molecular function: protein binding. Gene Ontology annotation, cellular component: cytoplasm. The transcript is spliced from 5 exons. Lineage: Eukaryota; Metazoa; Arthropoda; Insecta; Diptera; Drosophilidae. The record is from RefSeq and is a predicted model, not a curated record. Bases 2028 to 2819 code for a protein of 263 amino acids.